Molecule: messenger RNA, 1974 nt
Organism: Humulus lupulus (European hop)
Lineage: Eukaryota; Viridiplantae; Streptophyta; Magnoliopsida; Rosales; Cannabaceae
Exons: 6
Coding region: 659-1282 (207 amino acids)
Source: RefSeq, a predicted model, not a curated record
GAAAUAGCAAGAGAUUGCUUGGGAGAUUCGCCUUGUCUCGAAGAAGGCUCUCUACUAUCAACUUGAAUGGUCUUUCCACAUCAAACAAAUACCUCCACUUUGACCCACUUUGUCAACAACAAACUUACUAGCAAACCCGAAACGAAUCCGAAGAUAUUCCAAUUGCACGUGAGUGCUUAAAGUUUCAGAUAAAAAAAAUGAGAUCCAGUUGAAGCUCUCGUACAUGGGCAUUAAGGGCGUCGAACGUUCGGUCACCAUCCAUUCCCCGAAUGUUCCAAAGAAAGAGACUCAUGGUGCCCGGCAGCCGUGCGUAGUAGGCGCCGCCGGUAGAGUAGAGAGAGAAGUUUCAUUGCCAACCACGGGGAGUAAAGCAUUUGAAACCGGGAUGUCCACAGAAAUGCCCUCAGUAGAUGAAGGAACCACAUGGUUAGGGUCCAGAGGUUCCUCUUGUAUUUUUUUUUUUAUCAAAAUCAACCACCAAAGGAGACACACAGGGUUACUUAGUUAGGCUAGAUUCUACCUUGAAAUAUGACGUGGGUAUAUUUGGACAUUUAUAAAUAAAUAAAUAAUAUAUACAAGAGAUAAGAAUCUCAACGGGUAUAAACGGAAAGCAAAAGCGGGAAAAUUUGAACAUUGGAGCAAGAGGAAAAGCGUGAAAAUGGAGGACUCGGGUGCAAUCCUCUGCCAUAUCUCUAUGCUCAAGGACAUGCUCGAUCAAGUCAAUCAAGGAAUCGAGGACAAUAUCCAGAUAACUCGGGAGAUCGAAUCGGAGAUCGUCAAAUGCUCGGAAUCGGAAAAAGCUAUGGCCUCCAGAGAAUCCGAUCUCACCAAGACGCUUUACGUCUCUCAAUUUCAGAUUAACAGCUUGCUUACUCUCACUCAUAGUUCAAGAAGCUCUUUGGAAUCUUUGGACAAGCAAUUGAGUAGUUUAAGAAUGAAACGGGAUGACACACUGAAGAGAAUCAGUAAUAAGCAAGAUGGGUUUGUGAAGAAGUGCCUAGAGUUUCAGAGUGAUUUUGGCAAGAAUGAUGAUCUAAGGACCAUGCUUUCAGAGAAAGAGUUUAUUGAGAUUGAAGUUUGUAUAUUGGAUAAGAAGAGCAAUAUGUUAAAGAAUUCAAUGCAGGCAUUUGUGGAAGAAAUUCUUGAAGAUCUUCAUAAUUGCAAUUGCGCUUUACAACUUGAGAUAGAGAAAGGAAAUCAGGAAAAUCAGAAAUUGGUCAAAGAUAUUGAUAAUUUGAAAAUUACCUUGCUUUCUACUAUCAUAAUCGAGGAUGAUCAGUGAAAUUAGAAAACUACUAUAUUGGUGUGGUUUGUUUAUUGGGGUUUGACUUUGAAGGAUGUUGGAACGAUAAGCAUUUGAUUGAAAUGGGAUAGUUAACCAUUUAAGGGUAGGAGAUGAGUGAAAAGUGAUGAACAUUAAAGGCGGAAAGCAAAUACCACGUUAGUGUCAGCUGCUGUAAACAGAGCAAAAAUGGAAAAACAACAGAAUGUGGUUUGCACAACAACAUGACACAAGACAAGGACAUCUUAGAGUACGACAACACAAGAAGAUAUAGAUGCUUUUCCUUCUCACUACAUCUGUAAUUUUGGAGGAUGAUGAGACUUCUUCGGUAUCUUAGGCCCCAGCCAACCCUUUGCUAUGGUUCUGUGAGCUGUUAUUAACUUAUCUGAGUAUAUUAAGAAUGCAGUCAAGUAGAUAUUUCAGGAGAACUAUCAUGUUCUUCUUCGUAUCCUGGAAGUGACAAUGCGGUUAUUUUCACUAGGCCUUUCUGGUUCUAUUAGACAAUUUACAUUAAGUUUACCCGUGCCAAUGCCCAUUCAAAUAUGCCUUGACGAAUAGAUCUGUCUCAGCCUCUUGUUGAUGACUGAUGAGAGUGAUGAGGUCCAUUGGGUGAUAGUAUUCUAUGUUUUCCUUAACCUUAAUGAUGUACAGACAGCUUGCCCCCCGCUAAAAUCUGGAGAGAUAUUUCUACA